AUGUACCUAUUCUUCCAGAUUUUCUUCACCCCAAUGACGUCACCAAUCCGAUGUCUCGUAUUCCUCUUCACCCUGCCACGUGUCAUACAAACUCUACACGUGUUGUUUUACAUAUUGCUCCUUGGAAAGUCCCAUAUAGACUUUACGGACUCACUUAUAGAGUCUCUAGUGGAAAAUGGACAUACUGUGGAUUUAAUAAUUGCUAGAAUGAAUAGUCACGUGAAAAGCAAUGGAACAAAUAUGGUGACAAGGAAGUAUACUUACGGAUUUCAGGAAGAAAGCCCUUGGAACAAGGCACCUCAUCUGCUGAACCCAUUUAAAGGCCGGGAACGAACAUGGAAUGAGCAUACGUAUUACAUGGAUAUUGUCACGGACCUUUGUGAAAUUGGGCUCUCCGACGCGGGCCUCCAUGCUUUUAUAUCAUCCCAGAAGUACGAUAUAGGAAUUGCUACGGAGUAUGAGAAUUGUGGAGUUGCACUGAUGAAGUACUACAAGAUCCCAUCAAUUGUGUCGGUUAGCUCACUUCCGAUUCUGGACCGGCAGAGUCUGGCAGCAGGAAUGCCGAACUCUCCUGCGGUUACUCAAGCAAUCUUCGAAGCUGAAGACCUUACCACAUACUGGGGAAAGUUCAGAAACUUCCUAAACUGGGCACACAUCACCCUGAUCAUCAAUCCCUACUGCGAAAAACAUCAGUCAGAGGUUAUUAAAAAACACCUCGGCGAAAACUUUGACACUUCUAACCUCAUCGAAUCACUCGAUUUGGCAUUUGUCAAUUCCAAUGAAUUAAUUGAGACACCACGUGUCUCUAGCCACAAGAUUAAGUAUAUCGGAGGAAUCAACUUGAAGAAGAGCAAGGAUCGGUUGGAUGAGGAGGUGGAGAAAGUGAUCACGCAGAAGCCAAUCGGGAAUGGGAUUGUGGUGUUUUGCUUUGGAACCCAGGUUCCAUCCUCCCUCUUCCCCAUCGAGGUCCGCCGGGCCUUUGCCCAGGCUUUCCGCCACUUCCCAGACUUUACAUUUGUCUGGAAAUACGAGAUGCAAGAUGGGGACGAGCAGAUCUUCGCGAACACAACUAACCUGAGACUUCUCAAAUGGCUCCCGCAGACUGAUUUGUUGAACGACGCUCGCACCAAGGCCUUCAUCUCGCACGUCGGGCUGAACUCCUACCUGGAAUCCUCCUACGCGGGGGUUCCGAUUCUUGCAGUUCCCCUGUUCGCGGAUCAACCUCACAAUGCGUUCUCGGGGAUGUCAAUUGGGACAACUUAUAUGCUGGAUAAGACACGGUUGACUACCCCGAACAUUGUGAAGGGAUUGGAGGCAGUUCUGUAUGAUUCGAGCUACACCCUUAACGCCAAACGGAUUUCAAAAAUGCUCCAUGAACGUCCAAACCCGCCCAAGAAAAUUUUCGUUGAGUGGAUCGAAUUUGCCUCCCGAAACCCCCUACUUCAUCGGAAUCUCAACCUUAUUGGACAAAAUAUGUCCGUUUUUGAAUAUUACUGUUUGGAUAUUAUUAGUUUUUGUAUAUUAUUAUUAUCAAUUGUAAUUAGUGUGUUCUAUUUGGGCACUGGAUGGGUGUCCAGGAUGGGCCGACGGGUAUUUGGAAUUUUGAAGAAACGAAAAGUUGAAUGAAUUCUUUGAUUUUUUUUCUUCAAAAUCUAGUUUUCCACUCCAUAUUUAUAAAAAUGUUGAA
Molecule: messenger RNA, 1687 nt
Organism: Caenorhabditis elegans
Lineage: Eukaryota; Metazoa; Nematoda; Chromadorea; Rhabditida; Rhabditidae
Gene: ugt-52
Product: glucuronosyltransferase
Exons: 8
Coding region: 1-1626 (541 amino acids)
Cellular component (GO): membrane
Molecular function (GO): UDP-glycosyltransferase activity; glucuronosyltransferase activity
Source: RefSeq, marked reviewed